CUAAGUUUCAAUCCUCCAACAAAAGAAAAAAAAAAAAAAAAGAAACCCAUUAAACUAAAAAGCCUCCAUUAUUCUUGUUCCAUCUUUAAACAAAAAAGAAAAGAAAAAAAAAAAAAAGAAGAAACAUGGGAGUAGCUGAAAAAGAUCCACUUUCAGAGCUUAGUCUGCCGCCGGGAUUCCGAUUUUACCCAACUGACGAAGAGCUUUUAGUUCAAUAUCUCUGCCGAAAAGUCGCCGGCCACCAUUUCUCCCUUCAAAUUAUCGGCGACAUCGACCUCUACAAAUUCGACCCUUGGGUUCUCCCUAGUAAGGCGAUGUUUGGAGAAAAAGAAUGGUAUUUUUUCAGUCCAAGAGACCGAAAAUAUCCAAACGGGUCAAGACCUAACCGGGUCGCUGGAUCGGGAUAUUGGAAGGCUACCGGAACCGAUAAGAUUAUAAGUACUCAAGGGAAAAAAGUUGGCAUUAAAAAGGCUCUUGUUUUCUAUGUUGGGAAAGCUCCUAAAGGAACUAAAACCAAUUGGAUCAUGCAUGAAUAUCGCCUCAUUGAUACUUCCCGCAAGACCGGUAGUACUAAGCUGGAUGAUUGGGUUUUAUGCCGAAUAUACAAGAAGAAUUCAAGUGCGCAAAAGCUGCCACCAAUGACGAGUAGCAUUUCGAGUAUGGAAUGCAGCAAUGGGGGCUCAUCGUCCACGUGUUCUUCCUCGCACCUCGACGACGUUCUCGAGUCGUUGCCCGAAAUUAAAGACGGGUUCUUCAGCUUGCCUAGAGUUAAUUCUCUCCUAACUUUACAGCAAGAUCACGAGAAUCUCAAGUUUCAGAAUCAUCUUAUGGGGUCUACUAAUUUCGACUGGGCCUCCGCCGCCGCCGGAACUUCCUUUGAAGGCUACAACUCGGUCGCCGAACUCGCUCCUCUGACUCAGUCUCAGGCUCCGUCGGGGCUUAUUAGUUCCGACAUGUAUAUUCCGACCUGCCAACCGCCGAGGAGCACGGCGGAGCAGGAAGUACAGAGUGGAUUUCAACGGUUUCAUAACUUUGGUUGGUUGCAGCAAAAUUUCUCCAACUCCGGCAACGGUUUUGGGUUUUGAAAAAUGUCCGGUGACCGGUUUGGCCAGAGUUGGUGCGGUUUUGGGGGAGCGGGAUGGAAGAGUCUUUGUGUAGAUAAUUCUUUGGGCUAACAUUUGGGACUUCAAAAACACGACAAAAAAAAAUUAGGUCCAAAAUUUGAGGCAAUUUUUACUCUAAUACUUCCAUCAAAUAUUUGCACUUUUGAUUAAAUGUCCUAAUAAAUGUUGUAGUUUUACCA
Molecule: messenger RNA, 1303 nt
Organism: Cucumis melo (muskmelon)
Lineage: Eukaryota; Viridiplantae; Streptophyta; Magnoliopsida; Cucurbitales; Cucurbitaceae
Product: NAC domain-containing protein 72-like
Exons: 3
Coding region: 126-1085 (319 amino acids)
Biological process (GO): regulation of DNA-templated transcription
Molecular function (GO): DNA binding
Source: RefSeq, a predicted model, not a curated record